Molecule: messenger RNA, 330 nt
Organism: Lactuca virosa
Lineage: Eukaryota; Viridiplantae; Streptophyta; Magnoliopsida; Asterales; Asteraceae
Source: the annotation of a GenBank genome assembly
AUGGAGGGAGCCACACCCGUUGCCUCACCUAAUUCUUUGUUUUAUAACACAGAAAGAGAGCUUGAAAGCCUACCCCAACAAUCACUCAUUCAGUCUAUAAAUGUGCAUUACGGUGAAAGACCAAAUCUUAAGAGAAUGUUGUUUAAGCAAAAAGAAUCAAGUGUUGGAGUUCUUGUUUGUGGACCAAAAAAGAUGAGGCAUGAGGUUGCAAACAUAUGUUCAUCAGGGGUUCUAAAGGUCAAGAUUUUGAAUUCAAUUCUGAUAAGGUUUGAAAAUGGAAAUGUGUGUCUAUCUAUGUAUAGGAAACAAGGAUUAAAUCUUUCCAUUUGA